Molecule: messenger RNA, 1306 nt
Organism: Tigriopus californicus
Lineage: Eukaryota; Metazoa; Arthropoda; Copepoda; Harpacticoida; Harpacticidae
Product: calmodulin-A-like
Exons: 5
Coding region: 232-699 (155 amino acids)
Molecular function (GO): enzyme regulator activity; calcium ion binding
Source: RefSeq, a predicted model, not a curated record
UCAGUUUUAAUCGAGGAUUGGAGCCGAGCAGACGGAACACACUUUCUCUCGUGUUCGAAAACAUGUAAACUUCGUCUCCAGAUUCUGGAACAACCUACUUGGAGGGCUAAUUUCCAUGCUCAUGAGGGACUAAGGCCUCCCCCGUCACACGAAAACUUAUUGUUCCCAAGUGCCUCAUUCGACAGCAGUUAAUCCAAGGCCUUUCCGCGAAAUCAAGUCUGAGGUGUUCCAAUGAAAAUGGGCAACGAUGAUCUCACUGAAGAGCAGGUGGCCGAAUUCAGAGAGGCCUUCCGAUUAUUCGACAAAGAUGGUGAUGGAACCAUCACCACCAAGGAACUGGCCACCGUGAUGAGAUCCUUGGGCCAAAACCCCACGGAAGCAGAGUUGCAGGACAUGAUCAAUGAGGUCGACGUGGACGGGAAUGGAUCCAUCGAGUUCGAAGAGUUCCUCACCAUGAUGUCCAAGAAGGUCAAAGAGAACGAAAGCAGCAACGACAUCAAGGAGGCCUUUAGAGUCUUUGACCGAGAUGGUGACGGUUACAUCUCGGCCGAGGAGCUCGGACAGGUGAUGCAAACCCUGGGCGAGAAUCUCACCCAAGAGGAAAUUGACGAGAUGAUCCGUGAAGCCGAUCUGGAUGGCGAUGGCAAGGUGUGCUAUGAGGAAUUUGCCACCAUGAUGAGCCACAAAGGGGCUGCCUAGAGGCAUAUCAUCAUCCCCCCCCCCUAAACGCGCUCACACCAGCUUUAAUCCGAGCUUCGAGCGGCGUCAUCUCUUGCCAAAGGAAAAUUUGCUCAAUAACCAUUCCACAUGCUCUGAAGACGUCUUGGAGCUCCCUUGAGACCCUUCCAUGGUUUGACCACAUUAAUGUCCUUCACUCCGCUUGCAUACAACGCCUAUAUAGAGAGGAGGCAGAAGACCAAAGACGUCCUUGGCCUUGAUAUUUCAUUUCUUGUUCUACAUAUGAUUGGGAAGUUUGCUUAACAAUUGGAUAGAGUAGGCAAUCUUGCCCCAGCGAUCGUUUCCAUGCUAGGAGAUUAUCCAUGACCAUCCUAUGCUUAGUAACGCAACAGAGGAUUAGACAAUUCACAUAGCAUAUCUCUCGUAUAUUAUCAUUCAAUUUUCGUCUGGCUUGAACACUAAGAAAGCUUUCAUUAGAUUAUUGAAUUAGAUGAAGGACUAACUAACAAGGGCUCUUUGCAUUCGGCGAUUCGGCGCUAUCAUCAUCAAUAUUCUCUUUAACAUUAUUGCUCAUAUUUUUUGUAGAUAUCAUCAUGUAGAAUUCGAAAUAAAUAAUCGCUGACAUGCA